This is a messenger RNA of Acanthoscelides obtectus, 2004 nucleotides long. The record is from the annotation of a GenBank genome assembly. Lineage: Eukaryota; Metazoa; Arthropoda; Insecta; Coleoptera; Chrysomelidae.
AUGGUCCGGAAUUACAUACGUAACAAAGCUCCUCCAGCCUAUAGCAAAAACGAUUUGAAAGAGGCAGUACAAGCUGUGCAACGAGGUACUCUAACAUUAUAUAGAGCUGCAUUAUUGUACAAAAUACCCAAAGCUACUUUAUUCACUCAUGUAAAGGGUAAACGGGGUAUAAAAAGUAAUACGGGGGGUAGGGCACCAGCUCUGCCUUAUGAUGUAGAACAAAAAUUUUCCAACAGUAUUAAAAGACUCGAAAAAUGGGGUAUGGGACUAUCAAAGAGAGAAGUUCUUCAACUAAUUGGGCGGUAUGUGAAAGAAAAUAAUAUAGUAACCCCUUUCAAGAAUGGAGUUCCUGGCAAUGAUUAUUUCGUCAGAUUCACGAAAGCAUUUCAUUUAAGCCAGAAAAAACCGCAAUCUGUGGAAGUGGCUCGAAAGAGGUCUAUGGAUCCAUUUGUUAUGUAUGAUUACUUCAAUAUCCUCAAACAGCAUAUUGAAAAUAUCCCAGCAUCGCAAAUUUAUAAUAUUGAUGAAACUGGUUUCUGCCUGGAUCCAUCCCGGAUAAAAGUUGUUGGAGAGAAGGGUAGAGCAGCCCAUAGGACAACAAGUGGUCCAGGACGAGAUAAUAUAACAGUUCUCCUUGGGGGAAACGCUGCAGGUGAAAAACUUCCUCCACUCGUAGUGUUCAAGGGUGAACACAUAUGGAAUAGUUGGAUUCCAACUGAGGAAUACCCGGGAAUGACUUAUUCAGCCACUAAAAAUGGGUGGAUGGAAACGGAAACCUUUCAAAAAUAUUUUGAAAACAAUUCUUUACCAAAUAUUGGCCAAGACAGACCUACUGUAUUAAUUUAUGAUGGUCACACGUCUCACAUUAGUAUUUCUUUGAUAGAAAAGGCAAUAGCUAAUGAUGUGAUUAUAGUGAAACUUCCGCCUCAUUCCAGCCAUCUGCUACAACCUAUGGAUUUAUGUGUUUUUAAGUCAUUAAAAAUGGCAUGGGAUGCAGAGCUCAUAAAAUGGCAGAGACAAAACUAUGGUACGAAACUACCAAAACCUAUGUUUUGUACCAUUUUAUCAAAAAUCUGGUCACAAGUAAACCCUUCGUUACUUAUCAAAGGAUUUGAGAAAGGGGGGAUAUAUCCUUUUAAUAAUGAGGUCAUUCCCGUUGAACAUUACGAUCCAGAAGCAUAUAAAAGGUGGUGUGAUUCAAACUGCAAAAAUAACAAUCCGGAAGAAGCACAAGUAGCGCAACCAAAUUUACGAUCAACAUUAGAAGAGCGUUUUAAUUUGCCAUCCACUUCAACAGUACCACCAAUAACUCCGCAGACAUCGUCAGUAAAUUCAAUAAAUCCGGAAAUGCCAUCGACCAGUUCAGAACACCAGAAUCCGCCAGUUAACAACACAAAAAGUUUUGAGAGCAUUCUCUUAGAACAGCUAAGACAGAUGCCAAAACCAGCGAAAUCGAUCAGAAAGAGAGUAUGUAUAGGUGCCGAAGUUAUUACAUCCUUGGAAGCAGUUGCUAAAUUGAACGAGAAAGCAAACAAAAUUAAAAAACCAGAGAAGUCGACAACUAAGAAAGAUGGUAAAAAAUUGAAAAGAAAGCAAGUAUACGAAGAAGACACAGAUGAAGAUAGUUUUGAAGAAAUGGAAGUCAAUACUUCAGAUGAUAAUUUUGACUUAGACGAUGAAGUAAAUGAUUUGCGUGAAGAAGAAGAAUUCGUGAAAUACCUGGAGAAAGAUCCUCAAGAACUGAAAAUAGGGGACUGGAUUCUAGUAAAAUUUGCUACUAAAAAAUCAUUCAAAUUUUAUGUAGGGCAAGUAAUAGAAGUAGAGCCAUGUUUAGAAGCAAAAUUUGCAAGACGCUCGGGAUCUUCAUCACAAUUUCAUUGGCCAGAUACUCCAGAUGUCUCAGUUAUAAGAAGAGAUGAAAUACAACACUGUUUGCCUGCCCCAGAUAUUCACAGAAGAGGACACUUCCAUUUCAACAUCACAUUUGAGCAAAAUAUAUCCUAA